AUGAAGGCGUCUGUGUGUGGAAUGCAUUCCGUGGGGAAGAGGUCUGGUGUAAAUGAGGACAGCGGAAGGGUUCAGGAUGAUACGACGUGCAUGGUGGGUCAAGAGCUGAAUAACGGUGUGGGUCAGAGGGAGGAAGAAUCUGCAGAUGUGCAGUUGUCACUCUCAUUUUCAGAAGUGCGUGUUGGGACCCACACAGAGUGUGUGGAUUCUUUGAUGCGGAACCCCACUCCUACAUUGUCGGUUUUUGGCGGUGGCACAACAUUGGGAGUUAGUACGGACACUGAAAAUGGUGCAGGGAACAAGGACGCCGCCUACCAACCACUCCGAUUGCAGAUUGCGUGGGAUGGAGAUAUUUGCAUGUCUCAGGUGGAUGGCGUUUGUGUUAUGUUGUCGGCGGAAGAAGCACAGGCGGAGGAUGUGCACUCUGCUGCCCCUCAUGCCAAUUCCAUCGACUCUGAACUCUGUCCGCUCGGAUGCGAUGAAAACAGUUCUGCAACAAGUUGGAUGUUACGACAGAGGAGGCUACAGAAUAGGGCAGAGCAAUGGCGGCGGCACGAGGAGGAGUUGUGGCGACGAAGGUACGAGCAGUCUAUUUCUCAGACUUGUGCGGCGACAAUUGUGAAAUUCCCCCCAUUGACCGAGACGACGGCGUUACAGAGUCACGAUGAUGUGCAUCUGGGAACCGAUGAGAAUGGUGACGUUGACGGCGAUGCAGGCGGCUGUGAUGAUAGUACAGAGCCGCAAACUAAACGUUUCAGCACGGCAAAUGGCAGGCGACUGCGCCGAUACCGUCCGGAACCCAUAAAAAGUGAAGAUGAUGACGUGGCCAUGCCUCUUUGGCAAAAGUCUACAUGUAGGAGAAACCCCUGA
This is a messenger RNA of Trypanosoma cruzi, 870 nucleotides long. RefSeq lists its product as uncharacterized. The transcript has a single exon. The record is from RefSeq and is a predicted model, not a curated record. Bases 1 to 870 code for a protein of 289 amino acids. NCBI's taxonomy places the organism in Eukaryota, Euglenozoa, Kinetoplastea, Trypanosomatida, Trypanosomatidae.